AUGGUCGGGGGAGAAGAGGGGGGCGGAUGGCCGCCGGCGCCGGGAGGCGCGCCGCAGUACGUGCAGAGGGAGGAAAGCCGCCCGACCCACUUCGAUAACUCGGUGAACGCGGUCUCGUUUGGGUUCGUGGCUACCGCUAUUCUCAUCUCCAUGUUCCUCGUCAUGGCCGUGUUCGAGAAGUUCCUCAGGGCCACCUCGCCGGAGGAUUCGCAGGGCAGACGCCGGCAACGUUCGCCGGAUCGUAUAGGCGGCGACGGCGUUAAGCUCGGCUGCCCAUCUUCUCCUAAGGUGUCCAUAAAUGCAAGAGAAGUCUCGGUGGUGAUGCCGGGGGAUAGUGUUCCCACGUUUCUCGCACACCCGGCUCCCGUGCACUGCCCUCUAGAGACCGUUCGGUGGCCUUCUCACCAACAAACAUUUGACAACAUUCAUUGUCUGCCUAGCUCGAGCCAAACUAGGUAA
Molecule: messenger RNA, 459 nt
Organism: Striga hermonthica
Lineage: Eukaryota; Viridiplantae; Streptophyta; Magnoliopsida; Lamiales; Orobanchaceae
Source: the annotation of a GenBank genome assembly